Paraphaeosphaeria sporulosa is the source of this 924-nucleotide messenger RNA. RefSeq names its product kinase-like protein. Gene Ontology annotation, molecular function: protein serine/threonine kinase activity; ATP binding. The annotation marks the transcript as partial. NCBI's taxonomy places the organism in Eukaryota, Fungi, Ascomycota, Dothideomycetes, Pleosporales, Didymosphaeriaceae. The transcript has a single exon. Gene Ontology annotation, biological process: peptidyl-threonine phosphorylation; peptidyl-serine phosphorylation. The record is from RefSeq and is a predicted model, not a curated record.
UUCACAUUCGUACGCGAUAUUGGAUACGGCACUGAAGGUACCGUCAGCCGCUGGGAGAACCGGACUGCAGGCCAAGUCGUUGCCUUGAAGGUCCCACGGACGCCGGACCGCUCCAAGGACCUGCUAGCGGAGAUUGUUGCGCUCAAAAAGGUACCUCCUCACGAGAACAUCACUAACUUUCUGACAUAUAUUCUUCAGCAUGAGCCCGUCGGUCCUGCCCUUGUCUUCGAGCUCGCACAAUGGGGAGACGUCAGCAAAUUUCGGCGUACUUUCCUGCGGUAUGUUGACAAGGUGCCGGAGAUGACGUUGUGGAAGUUCUUGGUGGAUAUGUCUCUGGCACUGGACUGGCUGCAUAACCAGAUGGGAGAGGGUCACAUUCAUGGCGAUUUGAAGCCAGAGAACAUCCUCGUCUUCUCGCCGCCAGGGUGGAAGGGUGCUCACGACAAGUUGCCCACUCUGCCUACGUUCAAGAUUAGCGACAUCGCACGUAUGAAACCGGCUAGUGCGAACAUAAAGUACCACGGGACGUACGAGUUUGGGCCUCCCUUGAAGGAACGCGAACGGAAGCAGACGCCCGCAGCAGACGUAUGGGCGAUCGGGGCCUCACUCCAGAACUUCGCGCUCGGCGUAAUGCCCGUCAAGAACAAGGACGAAUACAUCAAGGAGAAGGAGGAAGAGGGCGGCUACGUUCCUACACUGGAAGACCUGCGGACCGAGAAGUGGCGCAAGAUCAUCCCGCACCAAUACCGCCCGAUCAACAUGUCAGAGGACUAUCAGCGCUAUAAUAUGAAUAUCGAGCCCACGGCGCCUUACAGCUUCGAUCUGCAGCGGUGGUACGAAAGGCUGUAUGCAGAAGACAUCUCGAAGCGCGCCUCAUCGAAGUGGCUGGUGAAGAAGUAUGUACCGUACGCGGAAGUCAAGAUU